Messenger RNA from Microbotryum saponariae, 1534 nucleotides. The record is from the annotation of a GenBank genome assembly. NCBI's taxonomy places the organism in Eukaryota, Fungi, Basidiomycota, Microbotryomycetes, Microbotryales, Microbotryaceae.
AUGCCUGUUCGCUUCUGCACCUUAUUCGUUUCGCUCGAACGGCAGUGCUCAUUGCCUCUACACUCGCGAAACUUUUCAACCCUGUCAGUACCGGCAAUGACGACUGCUUCGACCUCAACCAACGACCACGCCGCGACGGCCCCGCAAUUGCCCCCGAUGCAACUCUCCGGCGCCCUAGACACGACGGCGUGUACCACUUACGAUGGCGCUUUGUUCCGAUGUCGUGUCUGUCACGACACCAACAAGUCAAGAUGAGUCUGAACUAUGGUGUGGGUCUCAACGCGCGGUUGGAGGCGGGUCUGGUCUUCGACGGUUGCCUGCCGCGCACGCAUUGGCUCGCAUUGGCAGGACGCGCGCUGUUCCUAUGUGCUCCUUAUCAGCGGUCGCUCCGAUGACGGCCUCGACCAUCGUCCGAGGCGCACAGUUGCCUUCGGAGAUGUUUGACCGCCACUCGGAGUCCGUUGCGAUGCGGACCUGUGACUCGAACUGGUACAUCAUGCGGAAAUACGACUUGAUGGUUCGUUCUUUGUGGUGGUCGGGAUUCAAGGUCUCGAAGAUAAAGGGUGUCGGACCCUUCGACCAGUCAGUCGAUCAUGGCUCACGUCUCGGCUGCCCUCAACGUGCCCUCGAAGUGGGCUGAGCUCGCGGCCGAGCAACAGUCAUCGUAGGCCCGGGCGAUGGAGCGCCCGGUGGACGAUCUCACCCAGGCGCGUGGCCGCAUUCAAGCCAUGGAGGCCGCAACGCUGGGGGACGAGGAUUGGAAGCCGAUUCUUCCUCUCCUCAAACCUGUAGUGGUGCGCCUGCAGCGGUAGUCGUAACUUCGGUGGUUCCGCUCAGCGCUGCGGCUGCCGCGAGCGGCAGCCUGCACCAGCGUUCGUGAACACGCGUGUUCUUUCUGUAAAGGCCAGCACGAGGCUUAUACCCACGUCGGGUCCGCAUGACCCAGUUGGCGCGUCUGUAUCACCAUCCUUUCCCUCUUCUCGUGUCGUGCCGUCACUUCCGCCUCAUGUCCGCGUACGUGUAGAUGCCUGGUCCCGACGGGCCCUGUGCCCCUUUCUGAGGUCGUUACCUCUCAGGCAUCGCGUCGCGUGCCUCCGUUCUCUGGUUCAGGGGUCGAAUCCCCCGCCGUUCGCGCCUCCUCACGUCCGCACCCGCUAACCGCUGCUCCGGCGGACUCCGAGCAUCACCGAACUGCCCAUCCACGGGGUGGGCAGGGCUCCACUCGAACCCGUCUUUCUCGACUCCGUCUCCGAUUCUCGCUCCCGGCUCGCCUCGAAUUUGGCCCUCACCGCACGGUAAAUACUCGUUUCCCGAACGAUUCGAACCGCUUCUGCGGCCCUUUGUGAGGUCGUUACCUCUCGGGCAUCGCGUCGCGUGCCUCCGUUCUCUCGUUCAGGGGUCGAAUCCCCCGCCGUUCGCGCUUCCUCACGUCCGCGUACGUGUAGAUGCCCGGUCCCGACGGACCUGCUGGGUGUUGCCCCUUCCUGCGCAGCCGAGGGCUGACGUGCUGGAUUUGUAUUUCCAGACCCGCUAA